Molecule: messenger RNA, 1420 nt
Organism: Trichoderma asperellum CBS 433.97
Lineage: Eukaryota; Fungi; Ascomycota; Sordariomycetes; Hypocreales; Hypocreaceae
Gene: PPH1
Product: Serine/threonine-protein phosphatase PP2A catalytic subunit
Biological process (GO): mitotic cell cycle
Cellular component (GO): cytosol
Molecular function (GO): protein serine/threonine phosphatase activity
Source: RefSeq, a predicted model, not a curated record
GGUGGCUCGCGAACCCAAAGUCUGCAAGCUGCCCGAAGCGUGACCGCAACGUCAUUCAAACCCAUCUCAGCCUUCUCUCUCCCCUCCCAUCCAUCGCAUUCGAACCGUCCUUUUCCAACCCGUUCUUUGCUUCAACCAUCGCCGCUCGACCCAGGCCGUACACGGGCGCACGCACAGCUCUAGCGGACGAACAGACUGCACAGCAUCGCCAGAAUGGACACCAAUAUGGAGGAUGUCGGGCGAGUGCCUGCGGAUGUGUCGCCGGUGCAGACAGAACCCGCAACGAGAUCCACGCUGGAGCAGUGGAUUGAGAACCUGAUGAACUGCAAGCAGCUGUCCGAGGCCGACGUCCAGAGGCUGUGCGACAUGGGUCGAGAAGUUGUUCAGGACGAAUCAAACGUGCAGCCAGUAAAAUGCCCCGUCACUGUCUGUGGCGAUAUCCACGGUCAAUUUCACGAUUUAAUGGAGCUGUUCAAGAUUGGCGGCCCGAGUCCCGACACCAACUAUCUUUUCAUGGGCGACUACGUCGACAGAGGAUACUACUCGGUCGAGACCGUCUCCCUUCUCGUUGCCCUCAAAAUCCGAUACCCCCAGCGCAUUACCAUCCUCCGAGGCAACCACGAGUCGCGCCAGAUCACACAAGUCUACGGCUUCUAUGACGAAUGCCUUCGCAAAUACGGCAACGCCAACGUGUGGAAGAUAUUCACCGACUUCUUCGACUACCUCCCCCUGACUGCCCUGAUUGAGAACCAGAUUUUCUGCCUCCACGGCGGCCUCUCCCCCAGCAUCGACACACUAGAUAACAUCAGGGCCCUUGAUCGUGUGCAAGAAGUUCCCCACGAAGGUCCCAUGUGCGAUCUCCUAUGGUCCGACCCAGACGACCGCUGCGGUUGGGGAAUCUCUCCCCGCGGUGCGGGGUACACUUUUGGCCAGGACAUUUCAGAGGCAUUCAACCACAACAACGGCUUGACGCUGGUGGCACGAGCGCAUCAGCUUGUGAUGGAGGGAUACAACUGGUCUCAGGAUCGAAACGUGGUGACAAUCUUUUCAGCGCCAAAUUACUGCUACCGAUGCGGUAACCAGGCUGCUAUAAUGGAAAUUGAUGAGCAUCUGAAAUAUACCUUCUUGCAAUUUGAUCCGUGCCCGAGAGCGGGAGAACCAAUGGUCUCGAGACGAACACCCGAUUACUUCCUCUAAUCUAGCACUGAUGUUCUGCAUUCAAACAAGUUAUUGCUGUAAAGGGCUUAUUGCGAAAGGGUUUAUAGCUGCUAGAGCCCUAGAAGCUGGGCAUCUUAAAAAAAAAUAAUGUACGAUUAAUCCCAUUGCUGGUAUUCAGGCCCGCGCCAUCCAGCCAUAUUAAGUCUCAGUAUGAACAAGGAGUUACCCGAGUGUUGCUACGCUAUAGAUAUUCAAGAAUUCA